Molecule: messenger RNA, 1786 nt
Organism: Salvelinus sp. IW2-2015
Lineage: Eukaryota; Metazoa; Chordata; Actinopteri; Salmoniformes; Salmonidae
Product: kelch domain-containing protein 10
Biological process (GO): positive regulation of stress-activated MAPK cascade
Molecular function (GO): protein binding
Source: RefSeq, a predicted model, not a curated record
GCGAUGGCCAUCAUUAACAGCUUCCUGUAUGUGUUUGGGGGAACGACGGGCUACAUCUACAGCACAGACCUGCACAGACUGGACCUGAACACCAGAGAGUGGAUCCACCUCAAACCCAACAACCCACCAGACGACCUGCCUGAGGAACGGUACAGACAUGAAAUAGCACACGACCGUCAGAGGAUAUACAUCCUGGGAGGAGGGACCUCCUGGACCUCCUAUCCUCUGGACAAGAUACAUGCAUACAACCUGGAGACAAACUCCUGGGAGGAGAUCUCAACCAAGCCUCAUGAUAAAAUAGGGUACCCUGCUCCCAGGAGAUGUCACAGCUGUGUGCAGAUACGGAACGAUGUGUUUCUAUGCGGAGGUUACAACGGUGAAGUCAUAGUGGCUGAUCUGUGGAAGAUCAACCUGCAGACGUUCCAGUGGACCAAGCUCCCAGCAGUGAUGCCUGAGCCAGCCUAUUUCCACUGUGCUGCUGUGACCCCGGCUGGCUGCAUGUACAUCCAYGGUGGUGUGGUGAACAUCCACGAGAACAAGCGGACUGGCUCCCUGUUUAAGAUCUGGCUGGUGGUGCCCAGCCUGCUGGAGCUGUGCUGGGAGCGUCUGCUCAAGGCCCACCCCCAGCUGGCUCAGUUGCCCACCAUGCAGCUCCUCCACCUGGGCCUCACACAGGAACUCAUCGAGCGCUUGAAAUAAAGGUGGGAGGAUGGAUGGACGGGAGGAGAUGUCGGACGGAGAACACAGGAUUUAUUUUUAAGGGGGUCGCCUUGAAGGAGUUGAUGGUCCCUCUGCCUACGUAGCCCCGCCUUAAAACCAAAAACAAUGGGAUGCCUUUUUUCUUUUUGUGUUUGGAUGUCUGAUGAUUUUAAAGGGAAUCCAAGUGGAAUGUUUCUUGACCCCGCCCCAUUCCCCCGUCUCACCCCCACGUCUCUCCCCCGUCUCACACACACACGCCUCUAGCCUCUCAAUCCGCCUGCCUACAGACCCAUUGCAGACCCAGAAAUCAUUUGCUCCACGGCUUUCAGAUUCACGACGACCCUCACUACUUCCUAAUUUUAUAUUGGCCUUCAUGACUUUAAUAAGAAAGACAUUUCAGAGGAAUGAUUAUUUAUUUGAAGGACGUUUAUUUGUAUGUAUUUUCACGAGACAUCCUGUUUGGCAUUUCUCUCACAUUUAUUUUCUCUCUACAUACAAUUAGGAAAGUUACACCAGUUGGCAUGUUUUUGUGUGACAAGGGGAAGGUAAUAUUGGUACCACCCUCAUGCCAGACUUAGACGGAGGUUGUCGUCAGCACUUUUCSCUAUUCAAGGCUUAUUAUUAACAGAUAGUGUCUGAUUUUAAUAGUKUAUGUGUGAAGAACAGACUGAUGCUACUGUAGUUGGGUCUCUAAUAGACCCAUUCCCUUUCACCUAAUACCCAUUUAACACUUAUCUGAUAUGCAUUCAGGUAUCUCGGAUAUACAUACAGGUAUUUGGAACAAUUAUCUCUGAUAUAGUUCUCUGUGAUAGUUAUUUCAGUGUCCCAAAUUGCACCCUAUUCUCUCUGUAGUGCACUAUUUUUGACCAAGGGACUUAUAUCCACCAUAGUAGAAACAUAAUAUCAAUGGAAGAUGGGUAAGAGUCAAAACACCUGGUCUCCAUUCAUUCUGAACUGUAUCAGUCACUUUAGUAUGCUUGUGGUAAGUCCAUUUGUAAACUAAAUCAUCCCAUCACUGUGAAUAUGGUGCUCCUUAAAUGACUUUAAAAUGUUUUUAUUUAAAUAAAAUUUUCAAUUUCUGUUCCAA